GUUCCUCAGCAUCACCCAAAUCAUCUGUAAUAUCUCCUAGCAGUGCAGCAGCUAGCAGACUGGCUGGACAAGGUUCUGAUUUAAUUAUUCCCACAGGGAGCAGAGCUCAGCAGAAGAGUGGACCUGUUGUGUUAGCAGAUGAAGUAAAGAAUCCAGCAAUGGAGAAAUUGGAGUUGGUGAGGAAGUGGAGCCUAAACACUUACAAGUGCACACGUCAGAUCAUCUCUGAAAAAUUGGGUCGUGGCUCAAGAACAGUAGAUCUGGAACUAGAAGCUCAAAUAGAUAUAUUGCGAGAUAAUAAAAAAAAAUAUGAAAAUAUCUUGAGACUGGCACAGACACUGUCCACACAACUCUUCCAGAUGGUACAUACCCAAAGGCAACUUGGAGAUGCAUUUGCUGACCUGAGUUUGAAAUCAUUGGAACUUCAUGAGGAGUUUGGCUACAAUGCAGAUACGCAGAAACUGCUAGCUAAAAAUGGAGAAACUCUUCUUGGAGCUAUUAACUUUUUUAUUGCCAGUGUGACUACAUUGGUGAAUAAAACAAUUGAGGAUACGUUAUUGACUGUGAAACAGUAUGAAAGUGCCAGGUAG
Molecule: messenger RNA, 590 nt
Organism: Merops nubicus (carmine bee-eater)
Lineage: Eukaryota; Metazoa; Chordata; Aves; Coraciiformes; Meropidae
Gene: ARFIP1
Product: ADP-ribosylation factor interacting protein 1
Exons: 4
Biological process (GO): intracellular protein transport; regulation of Arp2/3 complex-mediated actin nucleation
Cellular component (GO): trans-Golgi network membrane
Molecular function (GO): phospholipid binding; protein domain specific binding
Source: RefSeq, a predicted model, not a curated record